Messenger RNA from Gloeophyllum trabeum ATCC 11539, 1590 nucleotides. RefSeq lists its product as uncharacterized. Bases 1 to 1590 code for a protein of 529 amino acids. Gene Ontology annotation, molecular function: transmembrane transporter activity. Gene Ontology annotation, cellular component: plasma membrane; fungal-type vacuole membrane. The record is from RefSeq and is a predicted model, not a curated record. Gene Ontology annotation, biological process: transmembrane transport. The transcript has 6 exons. NCBI's taxonomy places the organism in Eukaryota, Fungi, Basidiomycota, Agaricomycetes, Gloeophyllales, Gloeophyllaceae.
AUGUCGACCCUCGACAACGCGACGUCCCGCUCGUCGUUGGAGAAGGCGACGAGUGCCGGGACGCACGACCCCGAGAAACAGUCUGCACCAGUGCACACGACCGUGGUCGAACUGGAAGCGCUCGACGACGGCGUACCACGGAACCGUGGUGUGUUUGCGAAGCUAUGGGCGAUCGUGCAGAAGUUGGACCGGUACGGUGUCGAGGCUCGGGGCAUCGAGCGGGUGCCACCUGCGGAGCGCCCACAGAAGAACCCAUGGGACUGCUUUACGAUGUGGUGCGCUGCGAAUACAACAAUCAGCACGUUCAGUCUGGGUACGCUCGGGGCGAGCAUAUUUGAGAUGGGCCUGAGGGACUCGGUCUUGACAAUCGUUUUCUUUAAUCUAUUGUCGACCGUCCCAGUGGCUUACUUCUCGUCAUUCGGUGCCCGUACGGGUCUGCGACAAAUGGUAUUUUCCCGAUUUGCCUUUGGGUACUGGGUGUGCAUGUUCCCGGGUAUCCUGAACGUGAUCGCCACAGUGGGGUGGUCUACGAUCAACAGUAUUGUGGGAGGACAGACCCUUCGCGCCGUCUCGACGCACAACCAGAUACCUGUCUGGGCGGGAAUAUUAAUCAUUGCGCUCCUCACCCUCUUCCCCUCGUUCGCGGGAUACAAGUUUGUACACACCUACGAGCGGUGGUCAUGGAUCGCGCCUGCGAUCAUUUUCUUCAUUAUGCUUGGAACCGGCUUGGGAUACAUGGAACAGGGUGCGUGGGGCGGCAGCGGCCCUGUAGAAGCCGCAAGCGUCUUGAGCUUCGGCGCAAGCAUCGUCGGUUUCGGGAUUGGCUGGGUCAGCUAUGCCGCCGACUACACUGUUAAUUUACCGGAAAACACUUCCGCGUGGAAGAUUUUCGUGGCUACCUACGCAGGGCUCAAUAUCCCGCUCAUCCUGGUCGAGUCUCUCGGCGCCGCCUACAUGACCACGCUCGCCAACAACUCCGCAUGGUCUGAUCUGUACACCGCGAACGGCGUAGGCGGGCUCAUCGCGGCGGGACUCACGCCGCUGAACGGCGUCGGCCGCUUCCUGACCGUCAUCAUGGGCCUGUCGAUCGUGGCAAAUAACAUCCCGAACAUAUACUCGCUCUCGCUGACGGUGCAGAUCUUCGGACCCGUCUUCCAGGCGAUCCCGCGGCUCUUCAUCACGCUCAUCGGUACGGCGGUGUACAUCGUCCUCGCCAUUGUGGGCGCGAGCCAUUUCGAGGAGUGGCUGGAUACCCUGCUGGUGCUGCUCAGCUACUGGCUGGUGAUAUACGCUACCAUUGUGACGGAAGAACAUCUCAUUUUCAGGGGCGGAAGGUGGGCAAGGUAUGAGUUGGACAUGUACAACAGGAAGAGUGUACACCCUGUCGGGUGGGCAGCGUUUGUGGCGCUUGGGUGUGGGGUCAUGGGUGCGGUGCUUGGUAUGGCUCAGACUUGGUAUGUGGGUGUGAUCGGGAGGAAGAUCGGGGAUCCUGCCUUCGGCGGGGACGUCGGCUUCGAGCUUGCCGCUGCUUUCACUGCGAUAGCAUAUCCACCACUCCGUUACUUUGAGAAAAAGUACUUCAGUCGAUAA